UAGCGAUGCCUGGUUUAAUGGAGCCGAUACACCUCAAGUUGGAGACUGGGAGUGCCUUGGCUGCGAUCCUUUAGUCCAGCACAAAGUGACUGAACUGAGAAUGGAUGGCUAGGGUAAGUCGAGCAAAGGAAAGGACGCCUCGACUGUGCAGGGGACGUCCGGAAUCGACCUCAGCUAGGUCGCUUGAUGUGAGCAGCAAACAGCCGGGCUGAAGCUUUGGUUUCAGGCUGGAAUCGAGCAGGGAGACGUCUGAAAUGGGUGCUGAUCAGAGAAGUCUAGAGUGAAUGCACGGACGUCUGAGCUAGGAUCAAACAGGGGACGCUAGGAUAAGACUCAGCGAAAGGUGCUGGACAGGGCUAGGCCAAGUUGUUUGGACUGUCAGCUGGCAUCUGCUGAGACGAAGCGGCUGGAGGAAGAGGAUGAGGGCGACGGGCGGGGUCCCACCCCUGAAUCUCACGACAGCAACAUCCGGCAGUGCAGGCUACGCUUCCACUUGCCGGGGACCCACCACCUCCAUUGUCCUCCCAAUACCUACCGGGAACCGCGUGCCGGAGCUUCUUCCCUCGUAGCAACUCCCUUCUUCCUCUUCUGGCGUCACAGAGAGGGAUAGAGAGAUGGAUGGUCUGAUCAAGGAGGACAAAUGGGGUUACCCUGUGAGGACAAGCUCAGAUGCUUGCAUCUCAGCCAUCAAUUCCUACUACGAACAGGUGUUGUCAUAUGGAAGGAACUGCAAAGUGAUAAUGGAAGCAGUGGCCGAGGACGAAGACUGCGUGCUGGCUAACGUCUUGGCCGCCGUCUACCGCAAGCACAAGCCUCAGCAGUCCACCGCUCACCUCGCUGCUGCCAAGGCCAACCUUGAUCGAGCUACUUCGUAUGAGAAAUCGGUUUACGACGCUGUCUCCUGCUCCAUGGCCGAUGCCGCUGACGAUGAUGCCAUUCUCUCCUCCCAAUUAGAGUUAAUAAAUAAGUACCCAAGGAAUCUGGCAUCCUUGAAGAGGGCCCAAGUUAUAUGCUUCUACUUGGCACGACCUGAUUUUUCCUUAUACCUAGUUGAACAGGUCUUGUCAGAAAAUAAACAACAGCCCUACAUAUAUGGCAUGCUUUCUUUCCCUUUACUGGAGCUUGGUAGGAUGGCAGAUGCUGAGGCUGCUGCAAGAGAAGGUUUAAGCAUCAAUAAAGAUGACCAAUGGUCCCAACAUGCUUUAUGCCAUGUCCUUCAGUAUGAAUGCCGCUUCAAGGAGGCUGUUGAAUUUAUGGAGUCUUCUUCUGCAUCAUGGAAUAUUUGCUGUUCAUUUAUGAUUACUCAUAAUUGGUGGCAUGUUGCUCUUUGCUACCUGGAUGGCCACUUGCUCCAUAAAGCAUUUCAGGUGUAUGAUCAGCAUAUCUGGCAGGAAUUAGACAAAGAUGAUGCUGAUAAGGCAGAGGUUUGUCUAAAUGCCCUGGGAUUUAUGCUACGUGUCGAUGUGCGUGGAUGCAUUGAUGAUGAUGAUUUUCGUCUUAGAACAUUAGCAGCUUGUGUUUCAGACCAGUCCACUUGGUGUUGGGAUUGGAUGCUUGAUAUAUUGGCAAUUUGGGCCUUUUCUCGUACUGGGGAAUUCUCAAAAGCGAAGGAUUUGCUCAAUGCCGUCAGAUCUAGGUUUCAUUCACUGACUGAAAAGAAACAGCAAUCUAUGGAGAAAGCAGUUCUGCUUGCAGAAGCAUUGUAUGAAUAUGGAAGGGGGGAUCAUUUUCGUGCUUUUGGCAUUAUUGGACCAAAAUUUACGGCAGUUGAUUAUAAGGUAAUUGGAGCAUCUGAUGAGCAACUGGAAGUCUUUACUGAAGUAUGGUAUAGUAUCUUGUUGGGUACUGGAUAUGUUUCUGAAGCAAUCAGUGAACUGGAGAAGCGUGUCCAGGUUCAACAAGGAGUCCCUUUUCUAUGGCGCUUACUGGAGAAGGCAUAUCUGCUGGCUGGUUCAGCACAUGAAGAGAUGGCAAGGCAGAAAGCACAGUCGUUAGAAGCAACAUAUUUUGAGCCGAAUGUUCACGAGCCAUAUGGGGUGGCGUCAAAGAUUUGAAGGAGUCAGAGAUAAGUGCAUGUAUCAUAUCAAGAAUGACAAAUCUUCAAUAGAUAGGCAUUUUGCUGCAGAUUUGGCAUUUGUUAUGUGCAAUGCCGAUGGGAACUAUUGUCUUUGAAGAAGCUCUCCAUGCAAACUGUUCACUGAACCUUUUCAUGCAUUGUGCAUUUGUUCAUUUGCUGCGAGAUGAGCGACCUGUUAUCGGUUCACAAAGUGAUACGUGCACGACAGUUGUUUGGUCAGGCGAACAGUACCUUCUGUGAGCUGAAUUCUGUUGAUAUAUCGAUACAUGACAGUGUGUAAUCUUUGCACAUAUCAGUUAUCGAGUGCUCAAAUCGUUCUUACUAUGUCUGUAGUACAAAGUUACUUUAAAAUGGAUUUUAUCUUGGCAAUAAAAUCUUUUGUUGUAAAGAUCC
This is a messenger RNA of Nymphaea colorata (pocket water lily), 2470 nucleotides long. RefSeq lists its product as uncharacterized. The record is from RefSeq and is a predicted model, not a curated record. The coding region runs from base 615 to 2054 and encodes 479 amino acids. The transcript is spliced from 15 exons. NCBI's taxonomy places the organism in Eukaryota, Viridiplantae, Streptophyta, Magnoliopsida, Nymphaeales, Nymphaeaceae. Gene Ontology annotation, molecular function: protein binding.